This is a messenger RNA of Saimiri boliviensis boliviensis (Bolivian squirrel monkey), 6705 nucleotides long. RefSeq names its product protein kinase cGMP-dependent 1 (gene PRKG1). Gene Ontology annotation, molecular function: ATP binding; cGMP-dependent protein kinase activity. NCBI's taxonomy places the organism in Eukaryota, Metazoa, Chordata, Mammalia, Primates, Cebidae. Gene Ontology annotation, biological process: protein phosphorylation. The record is from RefSeq and is a predicted model, not a curated record.
UCUCAGCCUCGCAGCCAGCACACAGAAGUGGAAUCCGCACUGAAACUCUGGGUGGCUGGAGCCGGCGGACUGGGCAUGCUCAGAAGCCAGGGCUGGCUUUGGUCUCAAGUAGGAAGCUCUUGCACUCGGGAGGCAGCGGCGACUUUGGGGAAAGUUGAUCUGAGACGGGAGGAAGCCCCAAGACGCGGAGCAGCGGCAGGAAGGAGCCCCCGGCAGCCCGGAGGAGCAUGGGCACCCUGCGGGAUUUACAGUACGCGCUCCAGGAGAAGAUCGAGGAGCUGAGGCAGCGGGAUGCUCUCAUCGACGAGCUGGAGCUGGAGUUGGAUCAGAAGGACGAACUGAUCCAGAAGCUGCAGAAUGAGCUGGACAAGUACCGCUCGGUGAUACGACCAGCCACCCAGCAGGCGCAGAAGCAGAGCGCGAGCACCUUGCAGGGCGAGCCGCGCACCAAGCGGCAGGCGAUCUCCGCCGAGCCCACCGCUUUCGACAUCCAGGAUCUCAGCCAUGUGACCCUGCCCUUCUACCCCAAGAGCCCACAGUCCAAGGAUCUUAUCAAGGAAGCUAUCCUUGAUAAUGACUUUAUGAAGAACUUGGAGCUGUCACAGAUCCAGGAGAUUGUGGAUUGUAUGUAUCCAGUGGAGUAUGGCAAAGACAGUUGCAUCAUCAAAGAAGGAGAUGUGGGGUCACUGGUGUAUGUCAUGGAAGAUGGUAAGGUUGAAGUUACAAAAGAAGGUGUGAAGUUGUGUACCAUGGGCCCAGGAAAAGUGUUUGGGGAGUUGGCUAUUCUUUACAACUGUACCCGGACAGCGACCGUCAAGACUCUUGUAAAUGUGAAGCUCUGGGCCAUUGAUCGACAAUGUUUUCAAACAAUAAUGAUGAGGACAGGACUCAUCAAGCAUACCGAGUAUAUGGAAUUUUUAAAAAGCGUUCCAACAUUCCAGAGCCUUCCUGAAGAGAUCCUUAGCAAGCUCGCUGAUGUCCUGGAAGAGACCCACUAUGAAAAUGGAGAAUAUAUUAUCAGGCAAGGUGCAAGAGGGGACACCUUCUUUAUCAUCAGCAAAGGAACGGUAAAUGUCACUCGUGAAGACUCACCAAAUGAGGACCCAGUCUUUCUUAGAACUUUAGGAAAAGGAGACUGGUUUGGAGAGAAAGCCUUGCAGGGGGAAGAUGUGAGAACAGCAAACGUAAUUGCUGCAGAAGCUGUAACCUGCCUUGUGAUUGACAGAGAUUCUUUCAAACAUUUGAUUGGAGGGCUGGAUGAUGUUUCUAAUAAAGCAUAUGAAGAUGCAGAAGCUAAAGCAAAAUAUGAAGCUGAAGCUGCUUUCUUCGCCAACCUGAAGCUGUCUGAUUUCAACAUCAUUGACACACUUGGAGUCGGAGGUUUCGGACGAGUAGAACUGGUCCAGUUGAAAAGUGAAGAAUCUAAAACAUUUGCAAUGAAGAUUCUCAAGAAACGUCACAUUGUGGACACAAGACAGCAGGAGCAUAUCCGCUCAGAGAAGCAGAUCAUGCAGGGGGCUCAUUCCGAUUUCAUAGUGAGACUGUACAGAACAUUCAAGGACAGCAAAUAUUUGUAUAUGUUGAUGGAAGCUUGUCUUGGUGGAGAGCUCUGGACCAUUCUCAGGGAUAGAGGUUCGUUUGAAGACUCUACAACCAGAUUUUACACAGCAUGUGUGGUAGAAGCUUUUGCCUAUCUGCAUUCCAAAGGAAUCAUUUACAGGGACCUCAAGCCAGAAAAUCUCAUCCUAGAUCACCGAGGUUAUGCCAAACUGGUUGAUUUUGGCUUUGCAAAGAAAAUAGGAUUUGGAAAGAAAACAUGGACUUUUUGUGGGACUCCAGAGUAUGUAGCCCCAGAGAUCAUCCUGAACAAAGGCCAUGACAUUUCAGCCGACUACUGGUCACUGGGAAUCCUAAUGUAUGAACUUCUGACUGGCAGCCCACCUUUCUCAGGCCCAGAUCCUAUGAAAACAUAUAACAUCAUAUUGAGGGGAAUUGACAUGAUAGAAUUUCCAAAGAAGAUUGCAAAAAAUGCUGCUAAUUUAAUUAAAAAACUGUGCAGGGACAAUCCAUCAGAAAGAUUAGGGAAUUUGAAAAAUGGAGUAAAAGACAUUCAAAAGCACAAAUGGUUUGAGGGCUUUAAUUGGGAAGGCUUAAGAAAAGGUACCUUGACACCUCCUAUAAUACCAAGUGUUGCAUCACCCACAGACACAAGCAAUUUUGACAGUUUCCCUGAGGACAACGAUGAACCACCACCUGAUGACAACUCAGGAUGGGACAUAGACUUCUAAUGUAUUUCUCUUACCUGCUUUUGCCUUGCUGAAGACAGCUUUUUCUCAGACACAGCUGCCAGCAAACCUGAAGGAAAGAGAGAAGAUUAGUGCUCGGGGUCACCAUGAUGCCUUUGAUCGAUGCUGCUCCAGUAACUACAGUGGCAUUAGGACUUAUUGCUUAGAUGACAAUAGUGCUCUUUACAUGUUUUCUCUUUGAACCUAAAAUAGCAGUUGACAUGGUGGUCCUGAAGCAAAGCCUUUCACCAGUAAAGAGAUGUUUUCUAUUGUUGCAAUGACCUUGCUUUGCUCUGAUUAUAAUUUGAAAGACUGUAGGAAACACUUUAAUCUAUUAUAAGAGUCUGUACCUUGCUAGAAUAUUCAAGAAGAUGAAAGAAUAAUAUAUUGGGUAUGAUAGAUUACUAUGGUACAGAAACUAGGCUAUUUCCUUUCUUCAAGUGAAGGCUGUGGGAUCUAUUACUGCAGGCCGGUGUAUAUACCAUACAAAAGAGGACCACACAUCUGUUGGUCACAGAGCUCAUGUCACACCAGUGCUAGAAGUUUCAUGAUUUUAUUUCCCAGCAGUGCUGAUGACAAGACUGAAUGUUAACUUUUCUUUCUGACAGAAUUUAAAAAUUGAUAUGAUAAAAGCACAACUGCUAUAGAUUCUGUUGAGACCUCUCAUAGUAGGUAUAUAUGCGUUUUCACAGAGGACUGAAAAAUAAUGCAUGAUAUAUUUUUUUUGAUAAAUUGGCAUGACAGAGUGGGGAAAAAAAAGCAAUUCACAAAACCAUUUCAUAUUUUUAAAACUACUGUGCUUAAAGAUGGUCCUGGAAGUAAAUGACUAGCAGCCAAUUGGUUUUACCUAACAUACCCUCAAACUGAGGCUUAAAGUAUUCCCUUUUAUAAAAAUAAACCCUUGGGGUGGGGUGGAGUGGGGAGGGAUUAAAACCCAUCCAAAAAAUAAAUAAAAACUAUAUAGGUGCUAUGUAUAUCUUUCAUCUGUAAAUGUCAGUGUCUGAACAGAAAACACAAAUUCAAAUCAUUACAUGUGUAGCCAGAAACUCAAGCAUUUUCACUGAAGUUAUUAAACCAAACUCCUGUCCAAUUUCACUUAUACAACAUCGUCAGUCUAGAGUUGAGAGACCAGGUGAUUACAAACCUGUUUGAACUGCCUUGUCUUAGGCCUGAACCAAAAACAAACAAAAAACAAAAAACAAGAAUGAAAAACAAAAAUAAAAAGUAGGAAAGACAAAAAAAAAGAAAGCCCAAAGUCAAAGUUAUUAAGAUUUACAGGUUUACCAAGCCAGGAACAUUACUUAUUUGAGGUCAGAGAACAAAACAAAAACCUAGCCAGGUGGUGAUUACCUUUUUGUGAAUAGGCUGAGUCCAUCCACUUCUUCAAGUAAGAAAGCAGUACAGAAGAAAACAGGAAUCUAAUUUAAAAAAAUAAAAUAAAUUUUAAGUAGAACAGAAUUAAUACAGUUCUGUGAUUUCACACUACCUAGAACUACAUUUGAAAAUGUCAAACUAAUUUACUUUAUUCACGUGGAGAAAAGAAUCUGCAAAUUAAACUGAGUCCUUUGCUGGCAGGCCAGUUGAUUAUUAUUAGCUGUAAUAAGUAACUCAGCCAUUUGGAAGGUUUUUCUGGAUAAAAUUGUGUUAUACCUAUGAAAAAAAUAUAAAACCUUUCAAGCUGGCAUUCUGUUUUGGCACAGUGUGUGAGUUUGGUAUAUUAAAUUGAGGCUUGCUCUUUUCUUAGUAGAGUUUUCUUUUUAAUCAAUCAAAUGUCAACAUUUCUGCAAGAAUUAAGUCCAAUUAGAUCAUUAUAUCUUAACUAAGAGGGCAUAUAUUAUGAAUUUUGUUUGAAUUUUUCAAACCCAAAACUACCUUAGAAUAUGAUAUCUUAUGAAAAUAUAAUAUUCUUAAAAAUUUGGAGGAUAAAAUGAAACGGGAAUAAACUUCAAUGAAAACUUUAAUCCUAAAAUGUUAUUGUUAUUCUUGUGUUUCUGGAGUUUUCUCUCCCAUAUAAUUUCUCCAAAUUGGUCUAUUUCCCAAGAUAUCCAGUUUUCUACAUAUUUUAGAAUAUAAAACUAAAUAUAAACUAAAAUCCAGCUAUGAAUGUUAUUUCAGUUUUAUAUUUUUUAAUUGGCCUUUUAGACAUAUUUAAUUCCAACAUUAUAGUCAAUGUUGAGUAAUUUUUGUUGAAAGAUAAUGUGGUUUAGGCAUGCUAAAGACUUGCUAGGAUAUUGAAUUUACCUUGUUAUUUGGAGAGACUCUGCUUCUGCAACUUUUAAAAAAUCCCCAAAGUCCCAAAGAUUAGCACUUAUUGUGGAUUUUGGAACUAUGGUUCAAGUCUAAGACAACCAAUAUGAAUAAGUUCAAUGGAGAAGGAAGAAGUAGCAUUCAGCACGACAUAACUCCCACUUGUUAUUGCAUCCUUGUUCAUUUCACCCAUAGCAUUGCAUUAGGUGUCUGAAGCAAUCACCAUAAAAUAAAGGUAGACUACAUUUUCCAAGAUGUACCAACAGCAAACAUUCAUCUAAUUUUCAACAUUGAAUUUUUAGUAUAUAAAUCUUGUCUUAAUGAAGACUCUAGGGCUAAAAUUCAUGGUCAGUUCCAUAAAGUGCAUCUCCCUUUAUUUCUGAAUUUUUCAUAAUCCCUCUAUUUUCUUACACUAAAGAACAUCUGGAUAAGUUAGAAUAGUGCCAACUUGUUUGAUUUGUUAAAUGAUUUUCUUGUUAAUGUGUUGAGUGUGGGAAAUAAGGGCUUUCUGUGUGUCUUUGAUUCACAGGAAAACUGAAAUUGUCAAGGGAAGCAACAUGAAAAUAACUGAGAUAGAUUGAAUACAUUUGAAAAAAUAAUUUCUGAAAUAAUACUAUACAUGAUUUUUAUGUUUGUAUCUUCUUUCUUACUGAGAUAUGAAUCAGAUCCAUAUGGCAUUCAAAACAAAUUUAUUUUGAUUAUAUUCUUUACAAGUCAUAAUUUUUACCUAAAAUUGUGGAAUAUGCAGUGAAUUACACAUGUGUAAUAAUAUAUUAACUUAACUAUUGAAUUUUUCCCAUUUGAUUUUUAAAUGACUGAACUGAUGGUAAACAAAUUUAAUGAAGUCAGCUACCAUAUUGAAAACAAGGAUAUUAGAACUGAUUUCACACAACAGAAGUGAUCUGUGCAUUAUCCAUAACAUUUUCUUUCACAAUAGGACCACAGACAAAUAUUUAUGUAAAUAGAUAUUUUUGUGUGAUAUUUUGUGGUACAUAUAACUUUUUUUAGUGUUUCACAGCAUUAUUAUUUCAUUUUAUUUGUACUGAAUAAUGUUUUUAGGUCCAAGUAGACUUGAAUUAAUGUCAUAAUUGUCAGUAUUAUUGAAAAUUAUGUCAACUGUACUGUUAUUCAUCUGUCCAUAGUUUAGAACAUGACCUGGCUAUCUGGCAUUGUUGCAAGUGCCUUAAAUUCAUGGCAUCCUAUUAAAAAAAAAAUUUGGUGUUAUGCUGCAUGACAAAGACAAACACACCUCAAAAUGUUGUCCUUUCUUAGCUUGCUGCGUUUUACAGUUCUUUCUGCUAACAAUUUAUAAGCCUUUAUUAUAUAAUAUUGAUGAAUUACAGAAAUGAUGAAGUUGUUCUCUUAUUUCUGUUAAAUGUACCAGAGCUGUGUAUCUGUUAAUGAGAUACAGCGUCAUUUCUGUGAAAUGUAUAAAUGUAUGUGCAGGUCAAAUUAAUAUAUGACAUACUCUCAGUCUGUAUACAGGUAUUCCUGUUUUGCUAAGUUGUGCAGAUUCUGUAAAAAUCAAUUAGUGCAGUCAAGUUCUAACAUAUCUCAUUUUAUAGACUCCAUUGACAGUGGUCCAACCCAAAAGAAAAAUUGGAAAUGACUGCUAACCACACCUCGUUAUGAAACCAUUGAUGAAAAAGACACUUGGUGCACCUCUCAACAAAACAGGAUGCUUUCUCUGAGUUGUUGUAUAUGCAAAUUAUUUACGAGGCAAGUUUUCAACAGACCUAGAAAGCAAAACAUUGAAAGUGUGUUGUUAGCCCUCCUCUCUGCCCCUGCAUCAACAGACAGAGCUCUGGGACCUUGGCAAUGACUCAGAGGUUGGGGCUUUCUGAGUAAAGGGACAUUUCUUUAAGCAUCAUCUAUCAAGUUUAUUUCAAUGUAUGAUGUUUUUACAACUGGUCAGUUCUUUUGUAUUCUACGGCUAUGGUUAUUUGAUUGUCCUCUUACAAUUUGUUCUACAUGAAAGAGUUCUUUGUUAGUCAGAAUGCAACAAACUGUCAUCAAAUGGUCAUUGACCACUUGCACUCUUUUGAUGUAGAUUAAAAACUUUUUCAUAAACUUAUCCUGCUUUUAUUUGCUCUGUAUUUUUCCUGCAGCUGUAAUUGCUGAGUGCCUGUUGUAUACUUUAUAGAGUUGAAAUAAAAAAAUAAUUACUUUUGAA